Molecule: messenger RNA, 1262 nt
Organism: Neogale vison (American mink)
Lineage: Eukaryota; Metazoa; Chordata; Mammalia; Carnivora; Mustelidae
Gene: TRAPPC4
Product: trafficking protein particle complex subunit 4
Exons: 5
Coding region: 339-998 (219 amino acids)
Biological process (GO): endoplasmic reticulum to Golgi vesicle-mediated transport
Cellular component (GO): TRAPP complex
Source: RefSeq, a predicted model, not a curated record
CCCUCGUGCAGCGUGGAGCGGGCCGCAGCGAGAGGACGGUCGUUCCUGAGGGUCGCAUCCUGAGAGCUGCCCGCGGCUUACUGGGUUUUGCCGUUAGUUGUGAGGCAGCCACACUUUGCUUUCCCUGGCUCUGGAAACGAGUAAAGAGAGACAGAAAACAAUCUGCUGGGACCCGAAGGGACCCCCGGCGACCCCGCUAAGCGUUGUGCUUCAAGUGCGCAGGCGCCGGCGCGCGCAGGGCAGGGAGCAGGGGGCCGUGGCGGGUCCCGAGGCUGCGGUUCCGGGGCGGGGCCGUCAGGAACAAGCCGUAUAGGCGUCUCGGAGCGGCUGCGGCUGUAAUGGCGAUUUUUAGCGUGUAUGUGGUGAACAAAGCUGGCGGCCUGAUCUACCAGUUGGACAGCUACGCGCCACGGGCCGAGGCUGAGAAAACUUUCAGUUACCCCCUUGAUCUGCUGCUGAAGCUGCACGACGAGCGUGUGCUGGUUGCCUUUGGCCAGCGCGACGGCAUCCGGGUGGGCCACGCAGUGCUGGCUAUCAAUGGCGUGGACGUGAAUGGCAAGUACACGGCCGAUGGGAAAGAGGUGCUGGAGUACUUGGGCAACCCUGCCAAUUACCCGGUGUCCAUUCGAUUCGGCCGACCGCGCCUCACCUCCAAUGAGAAGCUCAUGCUGGCCUCCAUGUUCCACUCGCUGUUUGCAAUCGGUUCCCAGCUGUCUCCAGAACAGGGCAGCUCAGGCAUUGAGAUGUUGGAGACCGACACCUUCAAACUGCACUGCUUCCAGACACUGACAGGGAUCAAGUUUGUGGUACUGGCAGAUCCUAGGCAAGCUGGAAUAGAUUCUCUUCUCCGAAAGAUUUAUGAGAUCUACUCAGACUUUGCUCUCAAGAAUCCAUUCUACUCCCUGGAAAUGCCCAUCAGGUGUGAGCUGUUUGACCAGAACCUGAAGUUAGCCCUGGAGGUGGCAGAGAAGGCUGGAACAUUUGGACCUGGGUCAUAGGCUGAGCCUGCAACAGAUCCCCCAAAUUUUGAGAGAUCCUAUAGCAGGGAUCCUGCUGUAUCCACUCCAAUGGAGAUUCCCACAGCCUCGUUAGUGCACUUGAAGACGGGAGGGUGCUGAGCCUGAUGACAUGUACUGAUCCCUGAGCCUUACUGCCAUGCUCUCUCCCAUCCUAUAUCUAUCAGGAGCCUGAUUCCCAACUCUGUACAGGGUUAUUUAUGGAGGGAGUAGGCCCAUAAAUGCUAAAUAAAUACAUUCCUUUGA